ACUUCACUGAGGGACAGCGACCCCCUACUUUAGUGAAGGCUACUACACACCCACAAAAGUUUCGCUGCGAACCGUAUACUGUAAAUGCACAGUUUACAAUAACAGACCUCACCAGACGACGGAAUGUCAAAUGACCUACGAUUAAGGGAAACCUUUGUGCGGUGCGGAGCGGGGGAGGCGUCAGUAAAUGUGUGACAUCGACACUGGGUAGUUUCAGGAACUGGAGAAAAAGGGUGUGUGUUAUUAGUAAUCAGACAAGCAAAAAGUCCCACAGUCGAACUGCCAGCGAGGGCAGACGAAGAAGCGGACAGAGGGAACAGAUAGACUUCUACGUUACUUCUGUCUAGCUUUGUGUGGUUUACGCGCGUUUGGCAUUUCUAAUAGGCAAAGAUAUACUGAAAGAGAGCUGGAUUAUUCAAACAUCACAUUCCUUUCAGCUGAAACACUUCUGGUCGUGGUACGGAUAUCAAAUUCUUUUUAAGGAGGAUAGUGGAUGCGGAGCCGGCUCUCAGCCUGCGUGGGUAAUGUCUACGAUGGAUGGUAUUUUAUGUCAUAUUUCAUCAGUCUGACUAAUCAAAGGCACGGAGAACCGUUGAGUCACUGGAUUUUCAACGGAAAGGUUAUUUCUCAAGAGCAAGAAAUAUAAACUAUCCAUUUAUUUGAGCAUUACUCGGGAUUUCCAAUAUCCUAUUUGUCAAAACCAUACCCGAUUCGACGUUCACUGUGUUAAAUUUGAUGUACAUAGAACUAUGCUCCAGCUGAUAAUGCCUUUGUGGAAAAUCUCAUGCACCUGAUCCAGUUUAAUCAGAUUAUGAAGAUAUUGCAUCACAGUGUCAAUGACGGGUAAGAUGGAGACCCCUUUUUAUCACGAUGACACGCCAAGACUUCCCAAUUUUGGACAAAUGUCAGAUUAUGAAAGGUACCACAGCCACAAGAUGAUGAGCAAAAAAAACAUGGCAGGCCAUCAUUUCCACGGUGCUAUGGGAGGCACCUCAACUCUAAAACUUCUACAGGAACAGCCUGGAACCAAUGGCAACAUCAAUCCUAAUAACCUAGGAAUCACCAGCAACACAAACAGCUCUUUAAUGCCUCCGACUGACAUGAAUCUCCUGAAGCUGGCAUCCCCUGAUUUAGAGCACCUAAUAAUUCAGUCUAACCAGGGUCUGGUGACGACCAGCCCAGCGCCUAAUUCCACAGGCGGCCCCUUCAUGUACAGGAACCAAGCAACUAACGAACAAGAGGGCUUUGCGGAUGGCUUUGUCAAAGCACUGGCCGAUCUUCAUAAACAGAAUCAGCUUAUGGGGGCACCAAUGUCCCCGUCCUCAUCCAUUCAAGGUCCUUAUCAGAGGAACCUCAUGUCCAGUGGAGAAAUGCCCAUCUACACUAAUCUCAACAGCUACAAUCCCAACCAGAUCACAGUAUCCACAUCUUACACUGGCGGCCAGCUGCCUUACACGGCCUCCAGUCAUGCCGCGAGCCUCAGCGGACAGGGGCAAAGGCCCCACCCCCACGGUCGCGGUCUGGACGCACCCCAGACGGUCCCUGAGGUGCCUCACCCGCCGGGGGACCCCGCCAGCUCCCCUCCCUCCCUCUCGCCCAUUGACCUGGAGACCCAAGAGCGAAUCAAGGCGGAGAGGAAGAAGCUCCGAAAUCGCAUCGCUGCAUCCAAGUGUCGCAAGAGGAAGCUGGAGAGGAUCUCGCGCCUGGAGGAGAAGGUGAAGGUGCUGAAGACCCAGAACUCUGACCUGGCCUCCACCGCCAGCAUUCUGCGAGAGCAGGUGGCACAGCUCAAGCAGAAAGUCAUGAAUCAUGUCACCAACGGUUGCCAGAUAGCAGUGAGCUCAGCCACCAUGGCAAAAAGUGGGGAGAGCACCAGCUGCUGAACUUGAAUGAAGAGGUGGUUUUGCCAUCACUGGUUGAGUCAGUGCUGUGAAGCAAUUAUCAGAUAAUAAUAAUUAUUAUUAUCGUCAUGGCAGCUGGAGUAUGGAAGAUGAGCGGCGAAGUAAAGCCCUAAUGUCCUGACUUUUACACCCACUUUUCCAGCUGAGCUAACUACAAACAUUGGGCAUAAGAUGUGGAAAGUCUGUUUUGGAGAAAUGUACCGCAGAAUGGCUUUUCAGUGCGCUCUGGAUGGACAGCUACACAAUUCAGAUAGAUACUGUAAAUGCGGACACGCAAAAGUAACAAUGUGCUCUCUGCGACAAGAAGGGAAAACACUCACUUUGAAAGUGUGACAUAUGACUAGACUUUCUUAGGACCCAGUCGAGGAGGGAAAAGGGAAUCAGUUACAAACUGAUAUGUGGACAGGCAUUUCAUAGCAGCAUAAUGGAAGUAUUUGGGAUGGGGACAAAAAAAAAUUAAAAAUAAAUCAGGGCAUUCAUUUGAAAAAAGGGAAUCUGCACUUUGGAGCAUCUGGAAUUAAAUCUCAUUGGAUUCCAAAGGGGGAAAUUAUUACCUUUUAGUCUCAAAACAGUGAUUUAUUUAGUGAACAUGUACCUUUAGGGAAAGCAAGACCGAGAAGGGGGGAUUAUCCUGCUUUACAAGCAUUCCAGUAAAAUAUUUUGUAAUGUUUCAAGUUCAAAGAAACAUUUGAAAUGAGGAUGAGCGAUAUAAUGUGAAUUUGAAGUUCUGUAUAACGUGAAUUUUGUUCUAAGUAGAUCUUACAUGGCACUUCUGGGCCGUGAGUUUAUACUUGUAGUUGUCUCGAGUGAAAAAUAUUUCAAAGGUAAAAACAUUAUCUAGUAAAAAGUGUCCCCACAUCAUUGAACUUGAUCUUUGACUGUGUUGUGAUGUAAUUACAAGUGCAGAUUUACCUGUUUCAGUCGCAUCUUUACAGUAUUUUGGAAUAUAUUGUUUGUUUUGGCUUCUUAAUGUGAGAUGUACAGGUAUAUGUAUGGAAAAAUGACAUUAUGAAAUGACAACCUUUUUAAAAAUACUCAAUUUAAGUGUGUAAAUGUUGUCUGUGUUUAUUAUUUAAUAACAUAGAUAAGUAUAAUCAGAUCCAACACAAAGCUACAUGAUGUAUGAUAUUUUGAUAUUUUGUAAAGCGACCGGUUUUAUUAUAACAGACUACUUUUGAUGGUUGUGUGUAAUCAUUGACCCUAAGCGGAUUUGGAGGAUUCUUCUGCAUUCCAAGGCAAAGAUCUUGCACUGUAUUUUCCAUAAGUGUGCCUAGGAGAUGCGUAUUAACAAACCGUUAAAUGCUGUGUUCUGUGUCUUAACCUUGCGUUUUAACGGUUUGUUAACAAUGAACAAAACUGUCAGGCUGUCAUUUUGGAUGGCAUCGACUUUAUUUAACAUGCUGUGUUCAAUUUGCACACUGUCCGGGUAUUUAAACAAUGAAUAAGGCUGCAUGUAAAUGGGGAGGGAAAUGACCGUGGGGCAAAGCUAGACAGACGCAAGACUGCAACAAGGGCUUUUGAUCAAUAGUAUCUUGUUUGUACUGUUUUGUUUUUGAUUUUUUUUGAGCAAUCUAUUUAUGCAAAAAUCCUCUAAUAUUUAUGUUGUGUGUGUAAAAAAAGUGUAAAAGUUGAAUUCCAGAUGUCUUGUUGACAUAUUUUGAGAAUAAUAUUGCACAUAAAUCAAAACAUUAAAUGAUAUCUGAAAUAUAUUUGUCUCAGACUGUGUACAGAAUAUCAGAAUAUGAAAAUACAUUAUCUUCAGAGAUGUGGGGGACAAGAGGAAAGGCAUGCCAUUUCUUUCUGGGGGGGGGGGGGGGGGCAUUCUUACAAUUAAACUGAAGAGAGGAUAGUGUUUGAUUUGAGUAAAAUGAAUCCUUUCUCAAUCCAUGUUCAUUAUCAUCUAAAAGAGUUUUCUGGCAAUGUGCCAGUAAGAUAUAGAUUUUAAAAAUGAUGCAUUACCGUCUGAAGCACUGACUGGAUACCGAAAGCAUACUGUAGGAUCAAAUGCAUAUAUAUCCACACAACAGAGUUUUAAGAAAAUUUAAAAAUGUUGUAUGAGCAUUGCAUUCAAUUUUUGGUGCACUGACUCCUUAAAUAUUUAUUCCAUAUGACACCUAUAGUGUUAUUUAUACAUAUCUAUAUUCAUAUACUCAAAUUAAUUUGCAAACAUAACAGGAUUAUUUUAAAUAGAUUUUGAAAAUGAGUGUUGCUAAAGAUAUAUUUAUUUUUAAAACUUGAAUAAGGCUUUUUGACAUUGACUACCAAUUAUAUUUUUGUACAAAAAUGUUUUAAAAUGUAAAAGUUCUUGAGUGCAAGCUGAAGUAAAGUAUUCAUACAACUUUCCAUAAUUUCUGAAUGAUUUAUUAAGGAUAGAUUAAACUGGCCAUUUAUUUUUAAACACCAGUAGUUCCUACUUUAUUGAGGCAAAACUACUACUGUCUUUGCAUAAUGGAUCAAUGAUAGGCUCAUGUAUGUGACAGUAUCUACUUGCAGCUAUUUUGUGGCCAAGAUAGAAGGAUGUUUUAUCAGCAAAACUUUCAUGUACCUGUCAUAAUCACAAACAUGUAGUUGCGAUACACGUAGCAUAUGUUUUUUUGUUUUUUUUUACAGAACCAUGAAGGUGUAGCUUUGUCCAGCCAGCUAUGGUCGUUUUAAUUCCAGGGAAAAUAAAAGUUGUUUGUUUUGAAAAGACUUUCCUAGAUGUAGUCAGAUGACAA
This is a messenger RNA of Anguilla rostrata (American eel), 4618 nucleotides long. It is a transcript of the gene june, whose product is annotated as JunE proto-oncogene, AP-1 transcription factor subunit. NCBI's taxonomy places the organism in Eukaryota, Metazoa, Chordata, Actinopteri, Anguilliformes, Anguillidae. The coding region runs from base 837 to 1883 and encodes 348 amino acids. Gene Ontology annotation, cellular component: transcription regulator complex. Gene Ontology annotation, biological process: regulation of transcription by RNA polymerase II; regulation of cell population proliferation; regulation of cell cycle. The transcript has 2 exons. The record is from RefSeq and is a predicted model, not a curated record. Gene Ontology annotation, molecular function: RNA polymerase II cis-regulatory region sequence-specific DNA binding; DNA-binding transcription factor activity, RNA polymerase II-specific; transcription factor binding.